AUGCGUCAGCGAAGCCGCUCGAGAAUUGCACUUUCUAACGAUCUUGACUUGAGAGGUAAUGAGGGCGCCGUCGACCUUGUUUUCGAGUUGGUCCGUGAAUUCUUUGCAAAGUCCCAGAUAUCUAUCACCGAGAUUCAGUUCUGGGGUCGUGUCAUCGUGAUCGUGCUAGAGAAUGAAUCCAACAAAGAAAAGGAUUUGGCUGCAGUUCCACGUUCAAUAGGCCAGUGUAACUGUUUUUACCUUUUUGAGUCCGAUAUGGCUCGACCAAAGUCGUUUUCUACGGCACCACUGCGGCAAUGCUUCGCCAGUCAGAUUGACGACUCAGAAUAUGAGACAAUCCGGCCUGGUGUGGUAGUCAGCUCGGGUACGCACCCCCAGGAGGGGUGGGAGAUUUUGACAUCAUCUGGUAUCUUGAUCAGUGAUCAUCUUGGGUCCCAGUACAUGACAGUCGCAGCACAUGGCUUUCCCGGCCCAUUCGAAGGGAAAGUCUUCCACCCCCAAUCUUCCGGCAGAGCGAUUGGUGAGGUCAUUGUCCAAAUUUCUCAUACAGAUGUGGCUUUGGUGCAGUUGGGCCAAGGCGUGCAUUUUAUCAACGAACCUUUUGAAAAUACUAUAAUUCCCGCGCCUCCCUCCAGACUGGAAGGCUUUCUUCGUGCGGCGGCAACAAGAAUUGGUGGCAACAUCUUCAUGGAUAGUCCAUUUUCGGGCUUCAUGGAAGGGACCCGGGGGGCCCACUCUCUGCUCCGAAUCCCAAGCGAUGACCCGCUUGAGCCAAAGCAAAGCUGGAUAAGAUGCCAGUGGGACUAUAUGGGCCAGGGAUCUUACGCAGCUAUGGUUGAUGGCGUUCACGGCUCGGCAAUCUGGGAUGACAAUCAAAAUGUGCUAGGGUUCUUCCGAUAUGCUCCCCAGUCGGGACCUUUUCUUGACUGGUGCAUGAGUAUCUCUGCGGACCAUCUACUCGACAAAGGAUAUACUAUGGUCUAA
Molecule: messenger RNA, 984 nt
Organism: Aspergillus clavatus NRRL 1
Lineage: Eukaryota; Fungi; Ascomycota; Eurotiomycetes; Eurotiales; Aspergillaceae
Exons: 1
Coding region: 1-984 (327 amino acids)
Source: RefSeq, a predicted model, not a curated record